This is a messenger RNA of Amoebophrya sp. A120, 2871 nucleotides long. The record is from the annotation of a GenBank genome assembly. NCBI's taxonomy places the organism in Eukaryota, Dinophyceae, Syndiniales, Amoebophryaceae.
AUGACAAAGAGGGACGGAAGCUUGCAUUCUCUCCGGGUACGACGCGGGUUGCCGGGCGCAACCAGUGUGUUCCUGGCAAGUUGUACCCUUGCAACUUUCCUUGUUGUGGCCGCCGAUGCGAAAGGGAAAGCAUAUCUUCAUGCAGCUUCGACUUCGUCACGCGGAUCCGACGCCGCGAAGGCGGUGGUCUGCGUCGAGGGGGCGUUGCACCGGACUUUCCCGAAAUCGUUGCAGUCCAUAGCGGUCAAUGCCGUCGAUGCGUUGCAAGCCGACGUCGUGGUGGUCGCUGCUGUGAGCGAAGCUACCCGCGAUUUCGUUCUUCAGGACGUCCAAGAAAUCAUUUUAACGCAUGGAAGAGGAGAUGACGAACGGACGCCGGCGGUCGAAGAUUUUUAUCUUCGCGAUCGCCACGACGAGAUCAAGGAGCCCUCAUAUGAAGAUGCGUUCCAGGCCUAUGCGGGGGAGUAUUUUUCGUAUUUUUUCGGCCCACGACUGCGCGCGGUGGACACUGUACUCGAAUUUGAAAGCGUCGGAAGCCCUGCGGGCGAACCAACUACAACAUCAAAGCAGGCGAGGACUGAAAAAAUUCGCGAACAAUUGCGCACAACAAGCAGCGCAAGAACGCACAAAAUAAAGUUCUUUCGUGCAGCCGCACGCAAACACGCAGCGGAGCCGUUGUACCACAGUGCCGCGCGCUGGCGUCACCGGAGUUCGGCGCUUUUUCCAAAAAAGGUGCAGCAGCUGAAGCAAAUCGACCGGCAGCGCGACAAAGUGCUCACCGAGAUCCAUCCGCAAGUCUACGAAGACGUGUUUUCCGGCGACGGGGCUGCCGCCCGGGGUAACUUCCGCUACGACCUCCUCAACCACCACAACAAGGCACGGUGUGCAGCGCUGAUUCGUGCGCAGCGACGCACGUAUGACUGGGUUGUGUUCACACGGAACGACUUAUUCUGGGCAUUCCCCCACCCUCCAGCGAAGAUGCUGGAGUCCCAAGUCGCCGACAGCUUUGCGCGACCGGCCUCUCGUGCGCAGUAUGCGGUGUGGAAUCGGGCGCGACCAAAAGUCGACCUCUGGGUUCCUAUGUGCGCAGAUUACGGCGGCCUUCAGGACCGAACGGCCACCGUACGGUUCGCGCACCUGGACAAGUAUUUCGACCGCUUUCAGGAUCGUGGUCCAUUUCGCGGCCACUUCGGCAGCGUAUUACAAUUUCCUUUCGAGUUGCUUCGCGAAAGACUACUCCAAUUAGUUGACGGUGCACGGCAAGAAAUGAAGCAGGAGGGGCUGGGAUCUGCACCACACCAACAUCAUGAAUUACAUCCUCGUCUCCGCGAAGAUGUGAAGGAGCAACCAGGCAGCUCUCGCGUCGCUCUAGCCAAACUUUCUGCUAUGGUUUCGGAAACAUUGUUCCGGAUGUGGCAGCUCUGGGUGCUGCAGCGAGACGCGAAUACGCGCCUAGCGGCGGAGCUGGUAGUCAGCCGGAUUGUUGAGUACUACCAGCUCGUUGUAGGACGCUACGAGUGCACGCAAUUUCUCCUUGACAGCCGAAUCGACCGCCGCCGUCGAGAAGCUUCGAGUAAAAUGAACGGCUCACAACUCUCCGACCAAGAGCAAGAGAUGUCGAAAUCUCAGGAACGCGACAGCCGACUUUACGUCCGGGGAGCGACGACGGCUGACAUUUACAUCAAUCCCGACAUCGUCUACCUCAUUUCGCAAGCUUUUUCUGCUGGAGGAAAAGAUAAGACUGAUUAUAGUACCGGCGGGGGUUCCGCAUUGAAACAAGCUGAAGCAACUGAAGAUUCGUUUUCAUCCCAAAUUCAUAGAUUGAUGGUGGCUCCUAAAAUAUCCGCUAAGAGCAGUCAGCAGGUUACUAACAACGAUUUUUGGUUUGUACAUCCUGAACCGGUAGCGCAGGAAAAGUGUGCUUGGCAGUACCAAAACUUCUACCCGCGCCUGGGCCCCAGAGACGAGUAUGCCAAGAAGCGCAUGCUGUGCUCGGUGCACGUGCGUCGGGACUAUUACGACCGCGCCCGCGAACUUCAUCACCAGGUGUUUCAUCUGGCAGAAAAAAGCCAGGCGUCUGACAAUCUUCAGAAGAAAACGUCAACUAGUAGAGCUGCGAGUGCAAGCGAUUCCACCCCGCCAUUUGUGAAGUUUACAGGAGCGCUGGGUCGUGCAGCAAACGUGGUUUUGCCAUUGCUUCAGCAGAAUUCUGACGAGGCAGCACCCACAACGUCCAGCAGUCAUCAAGGAGGUGUUGCUCCCCUUGAUGAGGAGCAGCUCCUCGUUGGACUUAUAACCGCCUUCCGGUUGAACAACACGAAAGCACUGGGGGAGCGGGGGUGGCUUGCUGGCGGCCAUCCCACACGGAGGCAACGCCCGCUGGUGUCCGCAGAAGUAGACGACGAAGUGAAUACCGGCGUGUUUGACUGCAGCGCGGAGCUGGGACCCACCAGGUAUGCUCAGGCAACUUGGGAAACGUACUUUCGGAAUCUCAGUGCCCACUUCUUCGAUCCGCAGGUAGACCACGAAAAUUUUUCGCACGGCUUCGCGUGUCGGCGGCUCCGGAUGAGUGGCGUCUUAAGGAUCGACCCAACGAGGUUGGAUGUCCUAUACCGCCUGCAGGCCCACCGGCGUGACCGAGAAAGCAAUCGGAACGUCACACUGUGGUCCUCUGCAAUACUGGCGCAGCAAGUUAUCGAGAGCGGCGCGGCGGCGGCCUCCAAUCAUCGUCGCCGCUCCUAUGACGUUGCAGCGCAUACACGUGAGGACGCGAUUUCCGCGCGCCGUGUCCCCUGCAUUUUCUUCGAUGACACGUGGUGCGGUCGCGAGAUGCUUAAUGACACCGCGCAGCAAUUCGUCAACUUAUAUUAG